UUUUCUCUUCUGGAGGAAGAAAUGAUCUGCUUGUUAAAGAAACUUAAUACCGCAAUGAAAUGAAAUGGGAGUGUAAAUGUUUCUUAUUAAGAAAACUCGUCUGUGGAUAAGUGUCUCUUCUCCCACAACGACACGGCCACAUGGAGACGUUCAGCUUAAAAAUGAUCUUAUUGGAUGUUCGAGUAAGUGGGCUAUCAAUGGACGGAAAUAAGGAGUUCACUACUUUCCCUUCUUCUUAAAUCGGAAUGGGUGGUGUGCCAUGGUAGUGGGAGCAGUUUAAAGUUCGGUGCAGUCCGAACAAGAAAUUUUAGCAAGGCUUCAUUAUCCAUUCUGCAUUUCAAGUUUGUUCAACUGAUCAGAGUCAAAAAGUGUCAUUAGCAAUUAAGCAGUGUUACAGAAAUGGCUCAAAAAAGCUUAUUCUCCAUCGAUUCGAUUUUAAAUGGUCAGCCACGGUUGUCAGAGUCGUCUGACAAAAAGUCCUGGCUGCAGAUUGGGCAUGGUUGUUCCAGUGGCAGUGGCAUUGUUCCAUCUCGAGACAGUAAUUGCCCCCAACAAGAAAAAGGGCUGAGACUUGAUUCCGACGAGUGUGACCAAUCGGUUAAUCAUCGUCGCCUUUGUAGUGCUCCCGUAAUAAAUUCCUUCACACAUGACCAUGAACAAAGUCGGGAUGAGGAUUCUGUUCUCGCUGACAAUGACAGUGGUCAGACCCGUCGGAAAAUCAACGGCAGCAUCAUUAUGAAUAACAACAAUGGAGAAAAUAAUCAUGCUAAAAGAUGUGGCAGUGGGUUGGACAGCGUUUUUGGAUAUUUCAGACCUGAUUCACUCAACAAUGCUGCAGCUCCUCCAUUUGACGAAGGAGGAAGACGACGAACAAAGUCAGGCUAUCACGAUCAAAGUGUGAAUGCUCGUGCCAGUAUGAAAUCGUGCAGAAAAAGUGUGGCUAAUUGUACGGAAAGUGCUGGACCAGACAUGCUCGAGUUGUCCUCUGGGGAGAGUGAGGACACCACCGACGGAUCGAGUCCUCCUGGGCUGGACAAAGACAAUGACACAAUGAGAUUCAUUAUCCCGAAUGGAAACGAGAAGGACGGAAUCAUGUUUCGUAUUAUGAAAGCAGACUUGGAAAAUGAUGCUGGCGAUGAAGAUGCCAUGGUGGAGGACAUGGACGAUAUGGACGGGGAAAUUGAGAAUGAAGAACACCACACCGCACUUGGCGAUGAUGGGAAAGAGGAGCGGAAGAAACGCCCCCGUACCGCGUUCACGGCGUCUCAAGUGAAAGCACUCGAGUCAGAGUUUGAAAGAAAUAAGUAUCUCUCAGUGGCCAAGAGAAGCCAGUUGGCGAGGACGCUAAAGCUUACGGAGACGCAGAUCAAAAUAUGGUUUCAAAAUCGUAGGACCAAGUGGAAAAGAAAGUACACCUCAGAGUUGGAACUAGCAGCACAACAAUACUACUCGGCUCUUGGAUUGGUGUCAUCUCGACCCAUGGUUUUGGGUGAUCGAUUAUGGCUGUUUCCCAAUAAUGGGAAUUUCCAUCACCAACAUCCCUCCGGCCUGGCCCCACUGUCCCCACCACCAGGUGGACCCUCGCAAACACCAGGCAUAUUCUCACAUCCUUCCGGCACAGGCCAACUUAUCAGCCAUAAUCAUAACCAUCAUCAUCAGCUCGGAAAUGGUCAUCAUUUUCACCCUCACCAACUUUCACCUGGACACCACGUACUCCUUUCCGAUCCUUCGACCACAAGUGGCAUUUGCAGUAGGCAGGAACAACAACAACAGUCCUCUAAUUUGUAGUUUUGUACAUAAUGAUCAUCAUCGAUGCGAACUAAUGUGCGGAUAUAAAAGAGGAAAUUGAUUUGAACCCGUUGUUUCUCUCGGAUAAUUAUAGUUUUGUGUAACAAUUUUGUGUACACCAAAUAAUCUUUCUUACCAAAACUGCAUAUACGAAAUAAUAUUUGUGUAAUGUAAAUUCUACUCUUCAUAUUAAACUUGCUUGUUACAUAAUAAA
Messenger RNA from Folsomia candida, 2002 nucleotides. RefSeq names its product homeobox protein MSH-C-like (gene lms). The record is from RefSeq and is a predicted model, not a curated record. The coding region runs from base 400 to 1788 and encodes 462 amino acids. The transcript is spliced from 6 exons. Gene Ontology annotation, biological process: regulation of DNA-templated transcription. Gene Ontology annotation, molecular function: DNA binding; DNA-binding transcription factor activity, RNA polymerase II-specific. Lineage: Eukaryota; Metazoa; Arthropoda; Collembola; Entomobryomorpha; Isotomidae.